Sinocyclocheilus rhinocerous is the source of this 1451-nucleotide messenger RNA. RefSeq names its product myb/SANT-like DNA-binding domain-containing protein 2. The transcript has 3 exons. The record is from RefSeq and is a predicted model, not a curated record. The coding region runs from base 1 to 1239 and encodes 412 amino acids. Lineage: Eukaryota; Metazoa; Chordata; Actinopteri; Cypriniformes; Cyprinidae.
AUGGCGGCCCCCAGUAACGCCGAACGUUCUCCUGAUCUAUCAGUGCCGCUGAAGAUUCCCAAAACCGAGGUUCCUUCCCCAGAGCACGGCAUUGGGAAGAGGAAGAGCAGUUACUCCAUCGAGCAGCUGGAGAAGGUGUUCGGGCAGGGCGGCUGGGAUUCUCAAAGCUGUCAGCCUGUGCUGAUCAACAGCAGCGGGCUCUACCAGGAGAUGGAGUCAGACGGCAGUACGAUGGAGGACUACUCUCAGGAAGACUGGUGUAAUCAGGACCUUUCUGCUGCCUUCAAUGAGGGAGACAUAGAAACAGAAGACAACCAACUUCCAAAAACCAGAGUUCUUCAGAUACGACUGGAGCCAUCUGAGCACACUCAACGCCAGGAAGUGAUGGAGAACGUGAUGCGUAUCCUGGAGUCAGUGGAGGUCAAAUGGGAGCACUUCCAGACAUGGACUGACUUCUCCCGCCUCCACCUGUCCAAUAAGCUGGCCAUCUUCGGAGUGGGCUACAACACACGCUGGAGAGAGGAGAUUCGCUACCACUAUGCAGAAAUCAGCUCACAGGUCCCUCUGGGAAAACGACUGCGGGAAUACUUCAACCCUGAGAAGGCCGAGGGCAGGGUUAUCAUGACCAAGGUGCAGAAAAUGAACUGGAAAAACGUGUAUUAUAAAUUCCUAGACAUCACUAUUAGUGAAGCUCGCUGUUUGGAGCUGCACAUGGAAGUGGACUGGAUCCCGAUCGCACAGACGAGAGCGGCAGGGUGCAGCAAUGGCACCCAGUACCUCCUGCCAGGGGGCAUCCCAAAAACAUAUGGCCUGUAUGCAAUAGGCUACGAGGAGACGAGCAGGUCCAAUACUUCGUCUAGUACAGAUGACAAGUCCUCCCCCUCACAGGAAGAGGAGGAGACGGACCAUUGCGAGAGCGUGGAGAAGGACAAGAGGACAUCAUCCAAAGUCACUUACUGUUACCUCGGCAUUGCAGAGGAAAGGACGCUACAGCAGUGUCUGUUCCAGCACUUUCAGACUUCAGGCAAACACUACAGCCGAGGGGAGCCUUCGGCCGUAACCAGGUUCCUGCAGGACAACUGCACCGGCCAGGCCAAGGAGGGCGUCCUCUCUGGAUUACACAUCUACAUUAAGUUCAUCGAGGUGGAGCUGGACUUUCUCUCCGCCGGAUCUUUAGUGGAAUGUUUAGAGACUGCGAUUGGUUAUUCGUUAAAGUUCAACAAGAAGGAUGCACUGUAGCGGUUACAUUUGCCAAUGAUGCUCUUUAAAGCCAGGAUUUUGAAAUAUAGACUUGAACUCAAAGUAUUUAUGUGGUAUGUCAGGCACAGUCUGUUUCCGAAAGGGGCCGAAUAAUCUCCUUUGCAGUAAUUGUCUUUAUCAGGGAGCGUAAACGGGAGCAAACUGCCUUUAUUUAAAUCUCUCGAGAUCCAAAUGCAGGAACUGUCAGAAAA